Umbelopsis ramanniana AG is the source of this 2396-nucleotide messenger RNA. RefSeq lists its product as uncharacterized. Gene Ontology annotation, biological process: fatty acid beta-oxidation using acyl-CoA oxidase; lipid homeostasis. Bases 250 to 2328 code for a protein of 692 amino acids. The record is from RefSeq and is a predicted model, not a curated record. Gene Ontology annotation, cellular component: peroxisome. The transcript has 10 exons. NCBI's taxonomy places the organism in Eukaryota, Fungi, Mucoromycota, Umbelopsidomycetes, Umbelopsidales, Umbelopsidaceae. Gene Ontology annotation, molecular function: FAD binding; fatty acid binding; acyl-CoA oxidase activity.
AGUGUAUGAAAAAAGCUGACUGUCAUAAUAUGCUAGACGACAGUUAGUCAGGGAACAACAUGUGUUUGUGUUGCCAUAGAAGCUGCACGGGUCAUAUUGGGGAAGCUCUUCGCUGUGUGACUUACUUAUUUGAUCACCAGUUGAUUUUCUCAUGCCCAACUUCAACUUUAAUAUCUGGAACUUAUAUUUUAUUCUUCUUACCCCUUUACGCUUGCUUCUCAAAAGACACUAUCCACUCUCUAAUCAAUAAUGUCAUCAGCAGCCAGCAGAUUAGAAGCUAUCAAGAACCAGGUCCUUUACAGCGGUCCUGCCACUGGAAAAGAGGAUAUUGCACGUGAAAGAGCCAACACUAGCUUCGACAUCGAUGCAAUGAAGAACUUCUGGGCUGGUGGUGCUGAGGCAUACGAUACCCUGCAAAAAGCCUAUGCCAUGAUUAAAGAUGACCCUGAAAUGAUCGUUCAGGCUCCACGAAACUUCCAUGAACUGACUAGAGAUGAACAUCGAGAAUUUACUAUGGGCCAGAUUUACAGAACCAUCCAGCUCACUCAGGAUAUCAAAGACCCCAAGAUGCUCGACGCAUUAAGAACGGCCAUGAUACAAUACUCUGAGAGUUUCUCCAUGCGUUUCUAUGUGCACGAAUUUUUGUUUAAGGGUGCAUUGAACAUGUUUGGCACCGACGAACAGAAGGCUGAAUGGCUCCCCAAAAUUGAGAAAUGCCAGGUACUCGGCUGCUUUGCUAUGACUGAGCUUGGACAUAGUUCGUUUCUGAGAGGUUUGGAAACUCGGGCAACUUUCGAUGUGGAGAGAGACGAAUUCGUCAUUGAGUCUCCGACUGUUACGUCCACAAAAUGGUGGAUUGGUAUGGCCGCCCAUACUGCCACUCACACAGUUGCGCUCUGCCAAACUUAUAUACAUGGCAAAAAUCAUGGCAUUAACUGGUUUAUUGUUCCCCUUCAUGACCGUGUGAAUGGUGACUUAGUUCCUGGCGUCGUCACUGGUGACAUUGGCGCAAAGUACGGUCGCGCAGGUCUGGAUAAUGGCUGGAUUCAAUUCAGAGGUGUCAGAGUCCCACGUACCAACAUCCUAGGCAAAUGGGUAUCCGUCACUCGCGACGGUACUUUUAAUCCUGCUCCCAAUCCUGCUGUCAUGUAUGGUACGUUGAUUCCAGAACGCCUCAGUAUUACCACGGGCUGUCGUAUCAUGAUGGGUCAAGCUCUAUUGAUUGCUUCCCGAUACGGUGUGGUGAGACGACAAGGAGCCAAAAAUCAGCAGAUUAUGGACUAUCAGAGCCAUUGUGUCAAUUUGAUGCCAGGCAUUGCUUUCCAAUACGUCCUGCGCUUGACCGAACAAGUGUUCCAAGAUCAAUUCCAAAACCUGACUUCCAACGGAAAGAUGGACCCCAAGACAUAUCUUGAAAACGUUGGUGAUAUGCAUGCUGUAUCAGCAAGCAUCAAGGCAGCUUGCACCUGGUUCGGUAGCGACGUACUUGAGAGCUGCCGUAGGGCUUGCGGUGGACAUGCCUAUUCAGCUUACAAUUCAAUCGGUGGAAUUAUCCAAGAUUGGGGUGUGGUGACAACUGGCGCUGGUGACAAUGUCGUUCUGCUGCAACAGACUGGAAAGUACAUGCUGUACGGUUUCAAGGAAGUAGUUGAAGGUCGCACCGCACGUGGAAGUAUCGACUUCCUCAACAACUACUCAGAAUGGUUAGCUCAAGAUACUUGCAAAGUGGACGAUGAACGGGACUGGCUCCAUCCUUCCGUGGCAGCUGAUGUUCUCACAUGGAUCAUUGUUAAACAGUUGGAAGUCGUCGCCACCACCAUUGCUGGAUCUCAAGACAGCUUCCAAGAAGCUUUCAAUCAAAAUAUGUUGCACAUCGUUCGCAUUGCCGAAGUCCAAUGCUUCACUCAUCUUCUUAAAACAUUUAUUACUGCUAUUGAUGAUCUUGAAAAGCAGCAAAAAGGCGCUAGCAACAAAUUUGAGCAUGCAGAUAUCCCUACUUUGAAAAAGUUAGCCUCCCUUUGGGGUCUUCAUGUGCUCUUCAAGUAUAUGGAUUUUGCCACCAUGGAAGGUUAUUUGACAGCGUCUCAAGCUCGUGCUAUCCAGUCCCAAUACUAUAAGAUUUGUAUGGAAUUACGCAAAGACGUUAUUGGCCUCACUGAUGCAUGGGGCGUUCCAGACUUUAUUCAUAAAGCUCCCAUUGGUAAAUAUGACGGCGAUAUCUAUCCAGAAUACUUGAAAACUCUUGUCGAUGCUCCUGGCUGCUUCGGGCCUCCUCCAUACCAUUCCAAGUACAUCAAACCCCUCACUGAUCCUUCUUUGAACAAAUAAAGAAAGACGGAACAUGGCCGAUUGACGGACCUUCUAAACGUCUUGUAACUUAUAAUCCUACAAUACAA